CAGAGAUUGAUAUGACCAUAAACCACACAAACUGGAUUAAUCCUUCCUGAUCCCUCUUAUUAUUCGCUGCCUUCUGUUUCAUCCUAGUUGCAUACCAUACAUAACUAGUUACUUAACUAUCUAUCUCUUAAUCUUUACCUCCACUGCGCACCGCCACACUCCACCCAUGGCUGACAUCAGUCACCGUCCGAACUGGGAACUGGACAUGAUAAGAAAUACACGCCGUUUCCCCCUCCGUCCGAUUGCGAAAUUCCCCAGAUUGAUGCCAAAGGCCCACGGCAACUGAUUCUAUUAUAUGUUCUUCACCGCCUCUGGUCGAUAUUGCCUGCUGCCGCAGGCUCUUUUCGCCCUUGAACCCUCCAUGAUGCGACUCCCGUCAUGCUGGGAUCGCUCGUAGAUGACCAUCGUCCGGCCAUCAUGCCUAGGCGGCGACGUUUCUCUGUACGCCCGUUCUACCUCACCAUCUGCUUCUUCACGGUGAUCAUUGCGGCGAACUGGCUACUGAAGUCUUCGACUACAUCAUUGACCGCAGGCAUCAGCCAUUAUGGCUCGAAGGGAUGGACUCGAGCGUUCACGGGAACUGAAGCGGAGUUGUUCCGGAGAGGAAAUGAACCAGAGUGUCACCUCGUACGCAAAGCCAGAGACAAAUGUGCCUUCGUGAAGAACAAUUGCCCGGAUUAUGAAGAAGGCCUAUUCUCCUACUUGCAGCUCUACUACUGCAACCUAGCGGACGCGAAACCGGUCGCCUUCACUAUUCUCGUUCUGUGGCUAUCUCUCCUCUUCAGUACCAUUGGAAUUGCAGCCAGUGACUUCCUCUGCAUCAAUCUGAGCACUCUUGCCAGCAUCCUUGGCAUGAGCGAGAGUCUGACCGGAGUGACGUUCCUGGCCUUUGGCAAUGGCAGUCCCGACGUCUUUUCCACUUUCGCAGCCAUGCGGUCCAAUAGUGGCAGCCUGGCGGUGGGAGAACUGGUGGGAGCGGCAGGCUUCAUCACCUCGGUCGUUGCAGGCUCGAUGGCGCUGGUUCGACCCUUCCGCGUUGCCCGCAGAAGCUUCGUCCGUGAUGUGGGAUACUUUGUCAUUGCCAUCGGUUUCACAAUGAUCGUCCUGGCGGAUGGCCGGCUGCACGCGUGGGAAUGCGCCGCAAUGGUGGCACUAUACCUCUUCUACGUCGUAAUGGUUGUAACAUGGCACUGGUAUUUGGGUCGGCAGCGGAAGAAGUACGAACGGGAUUUAGCAGCACGGACACAAUUCCAUAUUCCCGAGAACCAGGAAUUGGAUAUUGAAGAGAGACCAGAAGACGAUGAUCCUCGCGUUGCACAGGAGGACACUAGUCUUCUUCGUGGAUCCAGAGAUGAAUUUGACGCCCUCGAGAGAUCCGCCUCGCCGGCUUGGAAGGACGAUACCGAAGACGACGAAACCCGCGACAGGUAUCUGGCUGAGAUCAGUGAUAACAUGCAUAUCACGCGGCCUGGGGCUUCGAGAAGAAAGAAUACGUUCAAUCCCAUCCGUCCGAGUCUGGUUGGCGCCCUAGAGUUCCAGUCCGUUCUAUCGUCUCUCAGACGAGCGAGGAACAUGCCCAUCAAUCUACGGAGCUACUCUGAUGAUCCGUAUGCCUCGUCUUCCCAACAUCAAGACAACCUCUCAAUCCGAUCUAACCCGCCAACGGAGCCGUCUGACUCUGGCCGUUAUCUAUCCCCCGCACGGCAAUCGCUAUCUCGAGCGCGCGCCGUCUCAGCAGACCACGCUACGGCGUUACGGCUUGAUACAAGCUUCCUAGGCGAGAGAUUCUCACGGCCUCCGAACCAGCUGGUCAGGGGUGCCCCGGAGGAGGCCCUCAGAGUCCCAGAUCACUCUCAACCGGGGCCAUCCGUUCUGGUAGACUCGCGAUCUCCAUCCGGAUAUCCAUUGCGUAACCGAAGCCCAGCGGCAACGGAACGGAUACUGUCUCCUGACCAUCUGGCACCGCCGGUAGACGAUCUCAGGGCUCUCAAUUAUCAGUCGGAUAAAGGGCCACAAUUGUCUUCGCCUGCCGUCUCUCCGCGAGGGACCACGAAUAUCCCUCAGAUAACUCUGAGCCCAGAGAUGAUGCCAAAAAGUCCAUUGAGCCCGUUUCCUGCUUUCUCGGAUGCGGGUUCUACGUCAUCGAGAGCAGCCAGUAUAUUUCUCUCUCCUGCAGCGCUGCCUCCAGAGGCGAGCAUCCCACUUGAGACGCAGCCCGGGGGAUCACGCCUCUUGAGAUGGUGGCCCUCUCAUAUGUUGCCUUUGCCUCAUGUGAUAUUUUCAACCCUGUUUCCAACAAUCUGCGACUGGAAAACCAAGAGCCUUGGCGAGAAGUUCUUGGGCUUGGUCGCAGCUCCGAGCGUGUUUUUGCUAACGGUGACGCUUCCUGUAGCGGAACCACCGCAGUCGGGAUCCUCAUCUAAACCUGAGCCUGUGAUCCAAGACCAAUCGUCGGACGAUAAUAUGCGGCCGCCGCUUAUCCGGCUGCCGGAAGAUAGUCCUGUUCUUACCGCCGAGGGAGGUGAGAGCAGUUUUCACGGAACUACCCUUCGAAACUCGAAGGACCCAUCCGCAACAACAUCAAGACGCCGACUAGAUUCCGAGCUCCCAGCACACCCGGCAGACUUCGAGCGAAGUGACGCUACAUCAAAAGAGUGGCAGCCGUGGCUUAUCUGUAUACAGUUGUUUACGGCACCCUUCUUCAUUGUCCUCAUCUCAUGGACCAAUAUGGAUCCCGAGAUGAAGGCGCGCAAUCUCCUGCUGCCAGCAAUGAUCUCUCUUCUGCUCUCCCUGGUUUGCUUUGUUGGUCUCCUUAUAAUCACGAAACGUGCGAACGUUUCUCAAUUGUCCGCCAGCACUCGUCCGCUUCUGGCCUUGCUGGGCUUCCUCGUUGCCAUUUCAUGGAUCGCUACGAUUGCGACGGAGGUCGUUAGUCUACUUAAAACUUUCGGAGUUAUUCUCGACAUCAGUGAUUCGCUCCUAGGCCUUACAGUGUUUGCAGUUGGAAAUUCGCUAGGCGACCUUGUGGCAGAUGUUACCGUCGCUCGCCUAGGCUACCCCGUCAUGGCUCUCAGCGCCUGUUUCGGAGGCCCCAUGCUCAACAUUUUGCUCGGGAUUGGGCUGGGUGGACUGUACAUGACGUUGAACUCGAAGUCUGGUAUGUCCACGACGACCAGCGAAUACAACGUGAAUAUAUCCAAAACGCUUGUCAUCAGUGGCAGCACAUUGCUUGUCACUUUAGUCGGGCUAUUGGUCAUCGUUCCACUGAACAGAUGGAAGAUGGAUCGGAAGAUCGGCUGGGGUCUGGUUGCUCUUUGGUGCGUCAGCACUGUAGGGAAUGUCAUUGCUGAGAUUUUUACAUGAAGGGGUCCGCUAAUUGGUCGAUUAUUUGAUGAUUGGAUACGCGUUAAUGAACCGCUUUCUUGAUAUCCCGUGCAUAAGUGUGUUGUAUGAAGCUUUCGCAUUUUCCGGAUGACUUGAGUUUUCUCAAUUCGAUUUCUACCACUCACAUAUCCAUUGCGUCUUGGUUACUGAAUUUAAUGGUCCUGUACAUGUACAAUUCAAUAAUAACUAUCAAGUAUUAUCCGUUGUAUUUCCUAGUGC
This is a messenger RNA of Paecilomyces variotii, 3603 nucleotides long. RefSeq names its product sodium/calcium exchanger protein. The record is from RefSeq and is a predicted model, not a curated record. The transcript is spliced from 2 exons. Gene Ontology annotation, cellular component: membrane. The coding region runs from base 379 to 3363 and encodes 994 amino acids. Gene Ontology annotation, biological process: monoatomic cation transport; intracellular calcium ion homeostasis; transmembrane transport. Lineage: Eukaryota; Fungi; Ascomycota; Eurotiomycetes; Eurotiales; Thermoascaceae. Gene Ontology annotation, molecular function: monoatomic cation transmembrane transporter activity.